GGAAGUGACCAAAGCUGCUGUAUAACUGGUGUGAGACAGCCGAUGCAAUUCUGCAUAUGUUCUCUAAAUUCUUUGCCCGGGGGUGAACUCCUGAGGAGCGAAUGACGAAACAAAUUUUGCUUUUGUUCACAUUCAGAGGAUUAAUAAGCAAAGGAAAAAAGGGGAAAAAGAGAAAAUGGCCAGUUUUAUAUUACGGAAAGCUGAACCCAACGACGUCUCUGAUAUCAUGCGACUCAUAAAGGAACUUGCGAAAUUUGAGGAAAUGGAGGAGAAGGUCAUGCUGACCGAAAAAGAUCUACUUGAAGAUGGCUUUGGAGAGCAUCCAUUCUACCACUGUUUAGUUGCUGAAGUCCCAAAAGAGCAAAGCCCAGAAGGAUACACUGUGAUUGGCUUCGCCAUGUAUUACUUUACAUAUGACCCUUGGAUUGGAAAGCUGCUGUACUUGGAAGACUUCUAUGUCAUGGAAGAGUUUCGAGGUUUUGGCAUUGGUUCACAAAUCCUGAAGGCUCUGAGUGAGACAGCAGUUAAGACUCGCUGCAGCGGCAUGCACUUCAUCGUUGCAGAAAACAACACAAAGUCCAUUGAGUUCUACAAGCGAAGAGGAGCAGCCGAUCUCUCCACUGCCGAGGGCUGGCGUCUUUUUGAGAUUGAAAAGGAGGAUCUGUUGAAAAUGACUGCCAAAUAAGCGUUUACUGUUUAUUGACUGUUAGUAAUGGCAUCAAUCAUGUUUUGUUUGGCCAGUGAUUUGGCACAAUCUUAAUAAAUACAUUUAAAAUUCAACUGUUAUCUUUAAUCUGAAGUUUAGUCAGACCUGAUUAAAGAAUCAGCACUGUGAUUUUUGUUUCCGAAUCUUUAGAGAAUUUAACCAUUACAGCCCUCAAGCAUUAAUUUUACCCAAAUUUCAAAGAAUAAUUAUGAUUUUGUAUGUUAGAAUUUGUUUUUAUUCCUAAUUGAUCAAUCAUCUUGAGACAUCUGUGUUUCAUGUUUCAACCAUUUGUUGGAGUGAUUAUUUGCAGAGGAAGUGUUUUUGUUGUGCAUUCAUAUUUUUUUACUGCAUUUGCAAUAAAUUCAUUUUAACUAUC
Plectropomus leopardus (leopard coralgrouper) is the source of this 1082-nucleotide messenger RNA. RefSeq names its product diamine acetyltransferase 1-like. NCBI's taxonomy places the organism in Eukaryota, Metazoa, Chordata, Actinopteri, Perciformes, Serranidae. Gene Ontology annotation, molecular function: diamine N-acetyltransferase activity; spermidine binding. The record is from RefSeq and is a predicted model, not a curated record.